Anopheles coustani is the source of this 1411-nucleotide messenger RNA. RefSeq lists its product as uncharacterized. The transcript is spliced from 4 exons. The record is from RefSeq and is a predicted model, not a curated record. The coding region runs from base 145 to 1197 and encodes 350 amino acids. Lineage: Eukaryota; Metazoa; Arthropoda; Insecta; Diptera; Culicidae.
CUCCGCAGUAGCGUUUGUACCAUCGCAAGCGUUAGAAGUAUUCGCCAGCUCGAAUCCUCUCUCUGUGUAAUCUUUACAAGUUCCCACGUAUUUUUUUCUGUUUAAGUGUAACAGUGUAUUACAAUACAAGCCCCGUCCACAAACAUGGCAAAUAUUGACCCCAGCGCACACCGUAGAUACAAGGAGAGAAAGGUUGUAAAGGGUCCCACUGCCAUCGGUUGGCAGUUGGCCGAAGGCGUCGAUAGUAGCGCCCAAGUAUCCGGUGCUGCCGUUCCAGACGCAUCAUCGAACGACCAACGUGGUUCGAUUGAGCUGGAAACGUUGGACAAGCUGGAGUACCGUUUCAUCCCCGCCGGCAAUGGUGUGGUCAACUUCAAGGUUCGCGCCCCUAACGAUGCUCACAUCGCGCUUACCACGAACCCGGAGGAAUCUGACCCAAUGCUGGAGGUGUUUAUCGGUGGAUGGAAAAACACAAAGUCGGUGAUCCGCAAGAACCGCACUAAACCCGACGUCGCCGAGGUAGAAACGCCCGAUAUACUGAACGCGGGAGAAUUUCGCGGCUUCUGGAUUCGCUGGCAAGACAACGUAAUCACGGUUGGCAAUGAGGGCGCAGCUGCCGCAUUUCUAUCGUACGAAAACCCGGACCCGUUCCCGAUCAACUGCAUCGGCGUGUGUACCGGAUGGGGCGCCACCGGCUCGUGGCUUAUUGAGCCGGCUUCCGAACAGUCGUCACCGUCAGCACCGACCGCGGCAGCGCUCUCCAGUGGCGGAGGUGCUGCUUGCUGGGUGCAAGCGGUCAAUGGUGAAGUACCGCCAAGGGCCGUCGUUGGUGGAUCGGACGGCGAGGAGCUGUACAUUGGCCGUGCCCAGCACGAAGGUGGUAUCAUUCCGGGCAAGGUUGUCGCUUCCCACGGUGUUUGCUACAUUCCGUGGGGAGGCGUCGAGAAUUCAAAGGCCGAGUAUGAGGUGCUUUGCGAUUUUAACGGCACAUUCGUGCCCGUUAGCGGUUCCGAUAUUCCACCGACGGCGCUGCCGGCCGGAGAGUCUGAGGACGGGGAGCCACUGUUCAUUGGGCGCGUGAACCACGAGGGUACCGUCACGGUCGGCAAGGUUCAGCCGUCGCACGGUGUCUGCUACAUUCCGUACGGUGGACAGGAGAUGGCAUUUUCCGACUACGAAAUCUAUGUUAGUCCUUAAGAAACUGUCGCGUGAAAAAGAAAUCGCUGCACGGAGCAGAGAUGCUUUAAAGAGUUACUAAACGCACAACUGAGUCAUUGGCAUCCGAGCACCUUUUAAAAAGCAUGCUUGCAUAUGUUGCACUAUGUAUCCUUAUAUAUUUAUAACACAUCGUUACAGUAUAAUAAAAAUUGCGCCUUUUUAGAAGCCUUCAGCUUUCAAGCUGUUUUGAAAA